Messenger RNA from Rosa rugosa (rugosa rose), 3860 nucleotides. Its product is annotated as probable LRR receptor-like serine/threonine-protein kinase At3g47570. Gene Ontology annotation, biological process: protein phosphorylation. Gene Ontology annotation, cellular component: plasma membrane. The record is from RefSeq and is a predicted model, not a curated record. The transcript has 6 exons. Bases 231 to 3611 code for a protein of 1126 amino acids. Lineage: Eukaryota; Viridiplantae; Streptophyta; Magnoliopsida; Rosales; Rosaceae. Gene Ontology annotation, molecular function: protein binding; ATP binding; protein kinase activity.
CACCUACAUAGUUGCCCAUCUAUUUGUGUACUAGUCAAGUCGUCUUGAUAAACUCAUAUGCUGAAAAGUUAGGGCACAUUUUGCUCUGUUAAUGAGUAGUGCGUGUGUGUGUAUAUAUGGACAUCGAAGGCCAGUUUCUCUUGUAAUUAACUCUUCUUAGUCUCGGUUACAAUUCCAAACAUUUUGCAUAUCCAUCUCUAUCUCCAUCUCCAGCCACAUAUAUUCACACAAUGGAGAGAAUUACUUGGUUCUUCCUGGCCGCGGCUAGCUGCUUAACCAUGGCAGCAGCACAAACCAAUAGUAAUCUCACCACAGACGAGUAUGCUCUUCUUGCUCUCAAAGCCCGUAUCACCAGUGACCCUCAAAACAUUAUUUUCACCAACUGGUCAACCACCACCCCUGUUUGCAACUGGGUUGGUGUCACUUGUGGUGCACGCCAUCAUCGAGUCGCAAGCCUGAACCUCUCUUACAUGGGACUCACAAGCACCAUUCCUCCGGAACUUGGCAACCUUUCAUUUCUUGUUAGGCUAAGCUUUAAAAAUAAUAGUUUUCACGGUACCUUGCCUCCAGAGUUGGCUCGUCUACGGAGAUUAAAGUUCAUUACCUUUGGUUUCAACAACUUUAUGGGUAUCAUUCUGUCAUGGUUCGGGUCCUUAUCAAAACUUCAAGCCUUUUAUUUGUAUGGUAAUCAGUUUUCGGGUUACAUACCCAGUGCCAUCUUCAACUUAUCAGCACUCGACGUAAUUGAUUUGAAGUAUAACCAGCUAUCAGGUAGCAUACCCGCUGCCAUCUUCAACUUAUCAGCACUCGAAGUAAUUAAUUUGAGCUAUAACCAGCUAUCAGGUAGCAUACCGAGAGAAAUCGGAAACCUAACAGUGUUGAAGGAGAUAUACCUUGAUAGUAAUAAUUUCAAAGAACUUCCGAAUGAGAUUGGCAAUUUGGAUCAAUUAGAAGAAUUGUAUGUGCAAAACAAUGCCUUACAGGGGCCUCUUCCUACGGUUGUCUUCAACAUGUCGUCUUUAACAAUUUUGACCUUCUUUGGAAACAACUUGACUGGUAGUCUUCCGGACAAUAUAUGUCAAUAUCUUCCGAGCAUUCAAACCUUGAGUUUGUCAAAAAACCAACUUGUCGGUCCACUCUCAUCCAAAUGGUCGCAAUGCAAACAACUUCUUUCAUUAGAAUUGGGGAUGAAUAGUUUCAGUGGAAGCAUACCCACCAAUAUUGCCAAUUUAACCCAAAUACAGCAGAUUGUCCUUAGCACAAACUAUUUGACAGGUACUAUACCACAUGAGAUUGGUUAUCUUCCGAAUUUAGAGACAUUGGGCCUCGGAACUAAUAAUCUCAAUGGCGUCAUCCCAUCUCCAAUUUUCAAUAUUUCCACUAUAACAUCAUUAGAUCUUACUGCUAAUGAUCUCUUAGGUAGCCUCCCAACAAAGAUAGGCCUUGAGCUUCCAAACCUAGUAGAGUUCUCUCUAGGAGGAAAUAAACUCAGCGGAGUAAUCCCCAAAUCCAUCUCCAAUGCUUCGCAGCUCACGAUGAUAGAUCUGGGAGAUAACUUCCUUUCCGGCUUUAUUCCUAGCACGCUAUGCACCUUAACAAAGCUUGAGGUGCUUUCCUUAUUCCAGAAUAAUUUAACCCUUGAUACUUCUAUUCCAGAAUUAGAUAUUCUCUCUUGUUUGCCAAAUCUUAAAAAAUUGGUAGAAUUCCAAAUCCCAAACAAUCCAUUAAAUGCCAAACUUCCGAUUUCCUUUUGGAAUUUCUCUACAUCACUUCACAUUGUCAAACUAGGGAAUUGCAACAUGAGAGGUAACAUCCCCAAUGAGAUAGGCCACUCGAGCAGCUUGAUACUCUUAGAUCUGGGAGAAAAUGAACUAAGUGGAUCAGUUCCGACCUCAAUGGGAAGAUUACAAAACCUCCAAAUUUUGGAUUUGAGUGGUAACAAAUUGCAAGGACACAUUCCAGAUGAGCUUUGUCAACUGAACCAUCUUGGUGAGUUAUCUUUGUAUGGGAAUCAACUUUCAGGUUCAAUACCUUCAUGCUUGGGUAAUCUAACCGCAACCCUAAGAAGUCUAUUAUUAGGAUCUAAUAUGUUGAAUUCAACAAUACCAUCUACCUUGUGGAGACUCACAUAUAUCUUGAAAUUAGACUUAUCAUCCAAUUCACUAAUUGGACCUGUCUCGGAAGCUGUUGGUAAUUUGAAAGUUGCCACACUUAUAGAGUUAUCAAACAACCAAUUAUCUGGUAGUAUACCAAACAGCAUUGGGAGCCUACAGAAUCUGGUCCAUCUAUCCUUGGCAAAUAAUAAUUUACAAGGACUAAUUCCAAGUUCAGUUGGCAAGUCGAUCAGCUUGGAAUUUUUGGAUUUAUCCAAAAACAAUUUGUCUGGAGUGAUUCCCAAGUCUCUUGAAUCACUCUCAUAUCUCAAGUAUCUGAAUUUGUCUUUCAACAAACUCAGAGGAGAAAUUCCAACAGGCGGGCCUUUCAAAAACUUGUCUGCUCAGUCUUUUGUUUCAAACCAUGGACUCUGUGGUGCAUCCCAAUUUCAUGUUCCACCAUGUAAAAGGAAAACUAGCAGAUCUAUCUUGAAAUAUGUCAUUCCAGGGAUCUUGUCACCGAUGCUUCUUUUAACCAUCUUAUUUUGGAUGGUCAUGUUAUGCAGAAAAAAGGAUGUGGAAGCUCCAACAGAGACCGCUGUUUUGGCUCAACUUGGAUGGAGAAGAAUUUCAUACAACGAACUUGUUAGUGCGACAAAUGGAUUCAACCUAAGAAACUUACUUGGGAGGGGGGGUUUUGGCUCAGUAUAUAGAGGAAGACUCUCAGAUGGAAUAGAUGUUGCUAUAAAGGUUUUUAAUUCAGAGACAGAAAGCGCAUUUACAAGUUUUGAGGUUGAAUGUGAAAUGCUAAGCAAUAUUCGUCACCGAAAUCUCGUCAAAGUCAUUAGUUGCUGCAGUGAAAUUGAUUUCAAAGCUCUUAUACUGAAUUUCAUGCCUAAUGGGAGCCUGGAAAAGUGGUUGUAUUCUCAGAAUUGUUCUUUGAGCAUGCUGCAGAGGUUGGAUAUAAUGAUAGAUGUUGCAUCGGCAUUGGAGUACCUCCAUCAUGGUUAUGAUGUACCUAUUGUCCAUUGUGAUUUGAAGCCAAGCAAUAUACUACUAGAUGAUGAUAUGGGUGCACAUGUUUCUGAUUUUGGCAUUGCAAAAUUCCUAAAUGGAGGAGAUUCUAUGACUCAAACCAUGACCCUAGCCACAAUUGGGUAUAUGGCUCCAGAGUAUGGAAUGGAAGGAAAAGUUUCGAGAAAGGGGGAUGUGUAUAGUUUUGGUAUUGUAGUGAUGGAAACAUUCACAAGAAGGAAGCCAACAGAUGAAAUGUUUGUUGGGGAUAUGAGUUUAAAGCAAUGGGUUGCGAAUUCACUAUAUCAAGAUGCAAUAGUUGAUGUUGUUGAUGCCAAUCUACUUGGGACCGAGGAAGAUCAUGAUUUUGUGGGCAAGAGAGAAUGUUUAUCAUCCAUUAUGACAUUAGGUCUUGGUUGUUCAGCAGAAUCACCAGAAGAGAGGAUAAAUAUGCAAGAGGCUCUAGCCACACUCAAUAAAAUCAAGAUCAAGCUUAUAGGGUAAAGCUAUGGUAUGUUAACAUUUCUCAUACAUCAACUAUUUUUACCACUUUACACAUUGUAGAAUUUUCCCAAGCUUAUAAAGGAAGUUCCAGGAAGUAUGCUGCCAGACGAGUGAUGAAUUCUAUAGACUAUAGCAUAUCAUAUGGCAUUUGACUCUGUCCUGCUUCGUUCAAACUUGCAAAAGUGUAUAUUGUGUGAGAUUUGCCAGUUGAUGUAGUAUAAUAGUAAUUCCAGGAUAUGGCUUUGUAUU